CAGUGCAACCCAGGUGGAAGUACUGGAAGAGAAAUCAGGAAGUCUGGCUCUUCUUUUAUGCGUGUCUGUCUUUGGUCUAUCAAAUUCGAUGGUUGAUGACAAAAGAAAAAGUGCGAUGAUGCCCUUCAACGUUUUUAAUUGACUUCGGUGUUCCAGUCCAAGAAAAAAUGAGUCACGUCUGUCCUGGUAAUCUCAUUGCACUGUGGCAGAACUGAUGCUGUGCUUUGUCAGUAGGCUGGGUUUCUGGAUAUCAGUUCCAUAUCAUGGCCGAUCACAUCAUCGUAUCAUGAGAUGGCUUGCUCAUAAAGAGGAUGCUGAGCGUUGUCUGAAGGCCAUGCAAAUCAGAUGAAAGAUGUCGUACUGGUCUGUAGGAGUCUCUGAGGAGCAGGGAGCUGCGGCAAGCAGCAUGGGCGAGCAAGAACAAGAUGGCGCCGCGGACAUGGGAGCCAAGCAGUCUGUCCUGGGGAGCUUCUCCCUGGGCCCGUCACCGACGCUCGCCAACAUCCAGACGGCCUACCGGGACGGCGAGAGUGACCGGGCGCACGACCUGAUCAGGAUAUCCUGCCAGGAGGGCGGAGGGGUCCGGCCUGAGAGGCAGGAGCUGUUGUGCGUGGCAGCUCAGAACGGGGAUGUGGAGAGCGUUCGCUACCUGCUGCGGGACGUCAGGGUGGCCAUCCCUCAGGACACGGGAGAGAAGAACCCGGCCAUCCAGGCCGCCCACCGGGGCCAGCACCACGUGGUCAAGGAGCUGCUGGACCACAUACCGAGGCACUGUCUGCGUCGGGACCUGCUGAACCUGAUGCUGGCUACGGCGUGCCAGCAGGGCCACCUGGAGGUGGUGCAGCUGCUGGUGCUGAGCUACCAGGCGGACGCAGAGGACUGCGCCAUACACAACAAUGACUUCGCAGUUAUCACGGGGCUGCCACUGUACGCUGCCGCCAGGGCAGGCAACCAGGAGAUCGCCACCUUCCUGCUGGAGAAUGGGGCCGGCUUCUCCUCCUACACCUUGAUGGACCACCCGGACUUCAGCCGCGAGCUGCUGCGGCAGCGCCUCCUAGAGGUCGACACCGGCGUGGCGGCCGGCGGGAGCACGGAGGCGGAGGCUCUUUCGGUGCAGUGGUCUGGCCUUAAGCUGCCGUGGCUGGAGCUGGACUGGUUCAUGGACGCGUCGUCCCGGAUCACCCAUCUGGACCUGUCCAGGAACAGCCUGAGCUCACUGCCCUCCGUGGUGCCAUGGGGCCUGCUGAGGCUCCGCAGCCUGGACCUCUCGUGCAACCAGCUCAAGGAGCUGCCCAGCACGCUGUCCUCCCAGGAGAUCAUCUGCACACAAUUACGCCACGUCAAUCUGUCUGAGAACGAGUUGGCCAGCCUCCCCGCGGGCCUCCUGCACAUGGGCCAGCUCCAGAGGCUCAACGCCGCUAAGAACAAACUCACCGCCCUGUUCGAGGUCCCCGACGGGACCAACUGGAUCGGUCUGCGUAAGCUGCAGGAGCUGGAUGUGUCUGACAACAGCCUGAGCAGCCUCCCCUCGGCCGUGCUGCACUGCUUCAAGUCCCUCAACAGCCUCAACGUCUUCAGGAACAAGCUGACCUCCUUCCCUGACCCCUGGGCCUGCCCUCUGAAAUAUUUAAGAGCAUCCAACAAUCAGAUCGAGAGCCUGCCGGAUCUAAUCUCCAUUUUCUGGAGAACUCAUCUGAUAGAAGUGGACUUCUCUGACAAUGCCCUCAAGGAGCUGCCCUCCUACAUCUUUGAGCUGGAGGCCAUCGUGUCCCUCCGGCUGUGUGGAAAUCAAAUCUCCUCUCUGCCCGCGCCCAGCAAAUGGAAGUGCUCACAGCUGAGAACACUUGAUCUGUCCAGGAACCUACUGGGCAAGACUGAAGAGUCUACCAAAACGAGACGGUUGGCAUUCUUCACCACAUGGCAAAGAAGAGAUCCUGAACCAGUGUCGUCCAUCCAGUUUCCAGUAAUACUGCGGGAUUCGUUGGAAGUACUGUUCUUGAACGACAACCAGCUGGACAGCGUGCCUCCUUCCGUGUGCAGCCUGAAAACCCUCUCGGAGCUCUAUCUGUCCAACAACACUGGCAUCCAGGAGCUGCCUGCGGAGCUCGGACAACUGCCCAACCUGUGGCAGCUGGACAUCGAGGACCUCAACAUCAGCAAUGUCCCGGCCGAGGUCAGGAAGGAAGGUCCAGUGGGCGUCCUGGCGUACCUGCGCGCUCACCUGCGUAGGGCGGAGCCGUGCCGCCUGCUGAAGAUGCUGGUGGUGGGGCCGCCGCGGCAGGGCAAGAGCGCUCUCCUGGAGGCCGUGCAGAGCGGACGCACCGCCCAGUUCCUGCCGGCCGAGUGCAGCAUCCGCACCGCGGGCUGGGAGCUGGAGCGGCCCAGCAGCAUCAGGACCGGGGUGGACGCUGUGUCUUUCAACGUCUGGGACAUCGGCGGUCCGGCCAGCAUGUCGACGGUCAACCAGUGCUUCUUCACAGACAAGGCCCUGUACGUGGUCAUCUGGAACCUGGCGGUGGGGGAGGAGGCGGUGGCCAACCUGCAGUCGUGGUUAUUAAACAUCGAGGCUCGAGCCCCAAACUCGGCCGUGAUGGUGGUGGGCACACAUCUGGACCUGAUCGAUAGCAAGUUCCGCACCGAGCGCGUCGCCACCCUGCGGGCCUACGUGCUGGCGCUGUGCCGUACCCCCUCGGGAGCCAGGGCCAGCGGCUACCCCGACAUCACCGCCAAGCAUCUCUAUGAGGUGUCCUGUAAGACUAUGGAGGGCGUGGAUGGCCUGAAGAAGCUCUUGUAUCAAGUAGCCUGCUCUAUGAAGGACAUCAGCAACGCGGCCAGCUGUCACAAACUGGUUGGACGACUGAUCCCCAAAAGCUACCUGACCCUCCAGGAGGCGGUCCAGGCCGAACGUCUGAGGCGGGACUCGGAGGACGAGGUCCAGUAUCUGACCGACCAGCAGCUGGAACAGGUCAUCGAACAGAACCCCACCAGCGACAUCAAAGACUACGAGGACCUGCAGACAGCCAUCAGCUUCCUGAUUGAAACGGGGACCCUGUUGCACUUCCCCGACACGUCGCACGGCCUGUGCAAGCUCUACUUCCUGGACCCGGUCUGGCUGUCCGAGUGCCUGGAGCGCAUCGUCCACCUGAAGAGCUCGCGCUCGGUGGCGCGCAACGGCGUGAUCCGCGCCGAGGACCUGCGCAUGCUGCUGGUGGGCACGGGCUUCACGCAGCAGACGGAGGAGCAGUACUUCCAGUUCCUGGCCAAGUUCGAGAUCGCGCUGCCCGUGGGAAACAGCAGCUACCUGCUCCCCCACCUCCUCCCCGCCAAGCCUGCCAUGGACAUCCACGGCUUCCGCCAGCACACCCACAACACCAUCCAGCGCCACUUCAAGAUGAGCUUUGUGCCCGCCGGAUUCUGGGAGCGCUUCAUUGCCAGGAUGCUGAUCAGCCUGACAGAGAUGGACCUGCAGGCGUUUGAGACGAAGAGGAGCACAAAGAGCCACAGGAACCGAGGGACCAUCAUUUACAGCUUCGCUGGGAACCAGCAGCGCAACCGCUGUAGCACGUUCCGCGUCCGACGGAACCAGACGAUCUACUGGAAGGAGGGACUCCAGGUGACCUUCGAUGGAGGGUACCUGAGCGUGGAAUCAUCCGACCUGAACUGGAAGAAGAAGAAGAGUGGAGGCAUCAAGAUCCUGUGUCAGUCGGAGAUGAGGGACUUCUCAGCCAUGGCCUUCAUCACCGAUCACGUCAACGCGCUCAUAGAGCAGUGGUUUCCUGCGUUGACGGCGAGCGAGACCGACGGCUCGCUGCUCAUCGAGCAGUACGCCCCGUGCCCCGGCUGCGUCCCCACGGCCAGGCACGCCGACCCUCAACCGGCCGAGCCGGACCCUGCCGGACACGGCACCGUCCACUACUUCGACAUGGAGGACUGCGUAUUGGCCGCGGUGGACAAGGAGCACAUCAUCUGCCCCAAUCACCCCAACGAGCCCGUGCCCCUGCAGGAGCUAGUGCCUGAGCUCUUCAUGACCGAUUUUCCAGCACGGCUGUUCCUGGUGAAGAGCGAGCUGGACUACAGCGAGAAGGAGCAGGACAUCCUGGGCCAGGGCGGCAGCGGCACCAUCAUCUACCGGGCCAAGUACCGGGGCCAGCCCGUCGCCAUCAAGCGCUUCCACUUCAAGAAGUGCCGUCAGCAGUCCUUCGGCAGCGGCACAGACACGAUGAUCAAGCACCUGCAGUCGAUGGAGACGUCGCGGAGCUUCUCCGAGUUCCGUCAGGAGGCCAGCAUGCUGCACUCGCUCCAGCACCCCUGCAUCGUGCCCCUGCUGGGCAUCAGCAUCCACCCGCUCUGCUUCGUCCUGCAGCUGGCGCCGCUGGGCAGCCUCAACACCGUGCUGGAGGAGCGCGCCAAAGGCACCCAGUUCAUGCCGCUGGGCCACAUGCUGACCUUUAAAGCGGCCUACCAGAUCGCCGCGGGGCUGGCCUACCUGCACCGCAAGAACAUCAUCUUCUGCGACCUCAAGUCCGACAACAUCCUGGUGUGGUCGCUGGAGGUGCUCGACCCCGUGAACAUCAAGCUGUCGGAUUACGGGAUAUCGAGGCUGUCGUUCCACGAGGGGGCUCUGGGCGUGGAGGGAACGCCGGGAUACCAGGCUCCGGAGAUCCGACCGGGGAUCGUCUACGAUGAAAAGGUGGAUAUGUUCUCCUACGGCAUGGUGCUCUACGAGCUGCUGUCGGGCCGCCGGCCGGCCCUGGGCCACCACCAGCUGCAGAUCGCCAAGAAGCUGUCCAAGGGCAUCCGGCCAGUGCUGGGCAGCCCGGAGGAGGUGCAGUUCUACUGCCUGCAGGCCCUCAUGCUGGAGUGCUGGGACACCAAGCCAGAGAAGCGCCCCCUUGCCAUGCCGCUGCUGAGGCACAUGCAGGAGCCCAGCUUCCCCUGCUGCAGGUACCUGCUGGCCUGCGAGAGACACCGGCAGCUCUUCCUCUCCUCUCAGCAGGGCCAGAGCGCUGUCUUCUGGGACGGAGAGAUGGACGACAGGAACUACACGGUGGUGAACCUGGCCAAAGGUCAAGUGGAGGUGAAGCGCAUGCCCUGCCCGGGAGCCAAGCUCAGCUGUCAGCUGAAGAUGGAGAACACUCUGUGGACGGCCACCGAGGAGCAGGAGGUUCUGAUCUACAGUCUGAAGGAGAUGUGUCCACUCAGGCAGCCUCAGAAGAGCCUGUCCUUCCCCGCCGUCGUCACCUGCCUUUUCCUCGCACCUGCCCAGAAAGAGUCUCUGCCGCUGGUGUUUGUGGGGAUGGCCGACGGCCUGGUGUCGGUGCACACGCUGGUGGACGACAUGCCGACGGACGGCGAGACCUACCUGUGCUCGCACUCGCUCAACAAGUCCGAGUUCGGCCUGCAGGACACGGACGCGCGGCAGAAGCCCUACCCGGUGCGCUGCAUGGCGCUGGUGCGCGGCGGCGCCGAGCUCUGGUACUCCAACGGGCCCGGCGUGCUGGUCAUCCAGUGCCCCAGCCUGCGGGCCGUCCGGCGGCUGGACCCGUACCGGCCGCCGGCCUGCGUGGCGUCGCUGGUCAGCUCGGCCGGCUGCUGGGCGGACGAGGCCGUGUGGUGCCUGGACGACCUGAGCAACACGCUGCUCAUGUACCACACGCAGAGCUACCAGCUGUGCGCCAGCUACCACUGCGGCGACGCCAACCCGCUGCGGGACGUGUUCCCCAUCCAGAGGCCCGCGGGGCGCACGGUGACCACCCCGCAUCAGCUGUCGUACGGGGACAGCGCAGAGGAGGAGGAGGAGGAGGAGGAGGAAGAGGAGGACGAGGAGGAGGAGGAAGAGGAGGAUCCUCACGAGGGCAGCCCCGUGGUGGUCAUGCACAGCGACGAGGCGGGGACGCAGAUCCUCCGGCGGGACGACUCGCUGACCGACUACUGCUCCGUCACGUCCACGUCGGGCUUCUUCUCGGAGCCGGCGGACGGCGGCGGCGACACGGACGCCGACCUGGAGCGCUCCAGCUCGGGCGCCCUGAGCUCGCUGGCCAGCACCACCAGCAUGCCCUUCUCCACCGACACCGAGGACGGCGACCAGCAGCGGCCAGACGACCGAGAGACGACCUCCGCCCCACUCCCCUCCCCCACCACCGAGGCGCAGGACCCCCCCGACACCCCCAACCACUCCUCGCCCCACCUGCAGGCCCUCACUGUACUGCCCGUCAGUGACACCGUCUGGGUUCCCAGGCGUGGAGGGGACAUCAUGGUGAUCGAGGUCCAGGAGAACGCUGGUCUGCUCAGAGGCCGCGUCAUCGCCGUGCUCAGUGCCCCAGGAACACCACAACACGGAGCCCUAGUGGAGGCUGCGCUGGUUGCAAAGGACACUGUUGUGUGUGGCUUUCGCAAUGAAAACAUGGAGUGGUGCCUGGCUGUCUGGCGGGGCUGGGGAGCGGGCGAGCUGGAAGUCUUCUACCAGUCCUACGAGAAGCUCGGCAGCCUGGAGACCAGCAUGCGCAAGAGAAGGUAGCCGUUGUGCGCUGCGCGGCGCGGCGCAGAAUCAGCGCUCUGUGAGGACCCCCUCCCCUCCCCUCCCUGUCCCCCCCGCUCCCCCUCCCCAACUCCGACUCCAGGGGGCUCGCGCCACUCACAGGCCUCAGUGUUCCCGGGAGCCGCCGGGCUUGGCAGCUCGGACAUCAGCAUGUACCCGCUCUGGCCCUGUGUGGGGCUGGGGCCGAGCGUGGAGGGAGGGGUGGAAAGGUUGUGGAGGGGGGGGUUUACACGGACCCUGCCCACCGUCGCUCGCUCUGCGGGCUCCAGGGUCCUGGGGAGUCUGUCUGUCAGGGGCACGUGCGGUGGUUCUCCGGGGGGACGGCGGAUGGCGGAUGGCGGUGACAGGGUCUUGAAGCGCUGGCUGCACCGGAGCGAGAGGGAGGGAGGGAGAGCAUUAGAGGACAAUGAGACGCGGGAGCCUGAAACUGACAGCAGGGACCGUGUGACCCUCCGUCACAACACAACACAACAAGUCCAUCUGCCCAGAGGAGAUAUGCGUGUGUGUGUGUUUGUGCGUGCGUGCGUGUGCGUGUGCGUGUGUGUGACAGAGAAAGAGAGAGAGUGAGACAGACAGAUAGACAGCCUUUGACAGCCUUUGAAGACUGUAAUCCACAGAGGGAAGGUGUGUAGGAGAGGUCAAUCUUGGGGGAGAUCAUGAAGAGUUUUAAGCUUUAUGAAAGUGGAACUGUGAUGGUGGAUUCUAAUGCAUUUUGUUGUAACGCUUUUAUGAAAUGGUUAUGGUUUCAUCCCAUUUCUUUCAAGCAGAGCUAAAGGUGUUGUUUUCAGCUCUUGUCAGAAAAAGAAGCAAAAAUGCUCCUAGAGUAGCAAUAUUGAGUAAUUCUGAAUCCAUCUAAACAUAGAUGUGUUUUAUAGAUCUUGAUUUUCUGCUCGGAUAGUCUAUACAUAUUUAUAUUUUCAUGGAUUGAACAAUUUAAGCAAAUUCAAUACCAGAAAUGAAACUAAAACUUGGAAAAUGACAUUAAGAUUUUUGAUAAGGGAAUGUUGAUAACUGCUGUCCUCGACAAGUGUUUUUUAUUUCAGAGCAAUGAAAACAGCACCUUCAAGACCAAUGUUCUAUAUAAAUGGACAUUUUCCUUUAAAUAACACAACCCGCAUGAUUGUGUUUACUAUUAUGCAAUGAGCUCGAGUUUGUAAGAGUUGUAAAAUAUAAAAUCUUAUUUAUUGUGUGAUUUCUUAAAAACAGAUCUCACUGCACGUGUAUAUGAGCUACCGUAUUGUACAUAAGCCAUUAAACAUGA
Messenger RNA from Sardina pilchardus (European sardine), 7799 nucleotides. RefSeq names its product leucine-rich repeat kinase 1 (gene lrrk1). The transcript has 35 exons. The coding region runs from base 353 to 6517 and encodes 2054 amino acids. The record is from RefSeq and is a predicted model, not a curated record. Gene Ontology annotation, biological process: protein phosphorylation. Gene Ontology annotation, molecular function: protein binding; protein kinase activity; ATP binding. Lineage: Eukaryota; Metazoa; Chordata; Actinopteri; Clupeiformes; Clupeidae.